UACCCGCUACAGUGAUGGGACGCGCCGCCCCGCCCGCCCUCGCUCGCGCCACAUCGCGCGACCUCCGCCGAUGAACCUCCGAUGUGACUGUCCGCAAUCAAAAUGACAUUUUUUGUACAUUUAUACAGUGUAAUAUGGAUCGUGCUUAUAUCCAACUGCUGCAGCACUACAGGUCGGGAAUUACCUAGUGGACAGAAUGUAGUGUCUGUCGCACCGAUAGAGGUACCCGAUGAGUCAAUGUACCCACGAUUCGGAGAAGACAUUCAAAAUGUGACUGUCACUAUAGGAAGAGACGCCUUGCUAGCGUGCGUCGUCGAAAACCUUAGGGGAUUCAAGGUGGCAUGGGUCCGCAUGGACACGCAGACGAUCCUGUCGAUCCACCACAACAUAAUCACGCAGAACCCGCGCAUCAGCCUCUCGUACAACGACCACCGCUCCUGGUACCUGCACAUCAAGAACGUGCAGGAGGUGGACCGCGGCUGGUACAUGUGCCAGGUCAACACCGACCCCAUGCGCUCCAGGAAGGGGUACCUGCAGGUUGUCGUGCCACCAUCCAUCAUCGACAACAUGACGUCUACUGACGUCGUGGUGCGCGAGGGGUCUGAUGUGACCCUGGUGUGUCGGGCCAGCGGGUACCCGGAGCCCUACGUCAUGUGGAGGCGGGAGGAUGGACAAGACUUUCAGUAUAAUGGGGAGUCUGUGAGUGUGGUCGACGGGGAGACGUUGACUAUUACAAAGGUGUCUCGACUACACAUGGGGGCCUACUUGUGCAUCGCGUCCAACGGAGUCCCGCCUUCCAUCAGCAAACGAAUCAUGCUGAUGGUUCAGUUUCCGCCGAUGCUGUCGAUCCCCAACCAGCUGGAGGGCGCGUACCUCGGCCAGGACGUGACGCUGGAGUGCCACACGGAGGCCUACCCCUCCUCCAUCAACUACUGGACCACGGACCGCGGAGACAUGAUCAUUUCCGAAAUGGAAAUUGUAGGUGGAAAAUACGAAGCGUUCCCGAUGGACAGCGGCUACAACAAGUUCAUGAUGCUCAAAAUAAGGAACAUCACUAAAGAGGAUUUCGGCUUCUACAAGUGCAUAGCCAAGAACUCCUUGGGCGAGACCGACGGGAUCAUCAAACUGGAUGAGAUCCCCGCCCCGCCGUCAGCAUUCACAUCGACGCUCAAACCGAUAUUAGACAACCAGACUAUUAGGAAAAAAGGGCAAAAGCCUUUAUCGCCUAAUGACGUCAUCAGCUCAAACUUUCACGGCCAAAUCUAUGGGGAACAAAUACGAGAUUUUGAUUUUGAUGAUGACGAAAACGGCACCGGGCAUUCUUCAUCCCACAAACUUAGUGUAACUACUAUAAUUAUAUGUGCAAUAGCAAUAUUAAGGUUAAAUGUCAAUUCCUGAUAAUAUGUAAAUUUUUAAUGUUUUUUUUUUUGUGCCGAGUAAAAUUAUUGGAACCGCUUGAUGAUAGAAGUCGUGUCAAAUAAAGAGUUAUUUUUUUCAUAUUUAUAUUUUCCCCACAUUCCGUUAAGAUAUAAUUAUAUCCGUAGGUAUCCUUUACUCAUAUGAGACCAUUCAAUUGAAUUGUUCUAUAACCUAAUAAUGGAUAAAAUCAUGAAACGAAAAUAUGACAUGAUUGUCAGUCAUAUUUUAUACAAUUUGUGUGUGCUAAAACAACAGCGGAUUUAACUCCAGUUCCAUGUAUGAUUAGUUUAUUACUUUGGAACGAACAGUCAACAGAAGAGAUAAGUAUCCCCUGUGCAAACAGUUUGAUCUGAAUC
Molecule: messenger RNA, 1775 nt
Organism: Plutella xylostella (diamondback moth)
Lineage: Eukaryota; Metazoa; Arthropoda; Insecta; Lepidoptera; Plutellidae
Product: lachesin
Cellular component (GO): neuron projection
Source: RefSeq, a predicted model, not a curated record